UUAAAUCUAAACGCGAUGAAUCUAGUGACAGUGUUAAUGGUGUGCCUGAUGGCCAUCAGUGCCUGGGCGGAGGUGGAAAGCAAAUCCAAACCCGGCCGCGGACGGGGCUCGAUGUGGUGGGGAAUCGCGAAGGCGGGCGAGCCGAACAACAUCUCUCCGCUGGCGCCCGGCAUAACGUACAUGGAUCCGGCCAUCCACGCCACCCUGCGGCGCAAGCAGCGCAAGCUGGCGCGCGAAAACCCCGGCGUCCUGGCCGCCAUCGCCAAGGGGGCCAACCUGGCCAUCAACGAGUGCCAGCACCAGUUCCGGACGCGCCGGUGGAACUGCUCGACGCGGAACUUCCUGCGCGGCAAGAAUCUGUUCGGCAAGAUCGUCGAACGAGGUUGUCGUGAGACGGCAUUCAUCUACGCGAUCACCAGCGCCGCGGUAACGCACAGCGUCGCACGUGCCUGCAGCGAGGGCUCGAUCGAGUCGUGCACGUGCGACUAUUCGCACCACAACCGCGAGCCGCAGAUGAACAACAUGGGCGGGGUGGCGGGCGUCGGCGACUGGGAGUGGGGCGGCUGCAGCGACAACAUUGGUUUUGGGUUCAAGUUUUCCCGCGAGUUUGUCGACACGGGCGAGCGCGGUCGGACGCUGCGUGAGAAGAUGAACCUGCACAACAACGAGGCGGGCCGAGCGCAUGUGCAGGCGGAAAUGCGACAGGAGUGCAAGUGCCACGGCAUGUCCGGCUCGUGCACGAUGAAGACGUGCUGGAUGCGGCUGAACAGCUUCCGUACGAUCGGCGACAUCCUGAAGGACCGCUUCGACGGUGCGUCCCGCGUGAUGGUGAGCAACAGCUUGCGCAGCCCGAACGUGAACGAGAACACGCUGACGAACCGGGCCGGCUCGUCGGGCAACCUCAAGACGAACGCGAACGCCGUCGGUGGGGGUGUCGGGGGUGCCAGCCCCAACAGCGUGCUGAGCAACUCGAUACACGCCCGCGGCCACCAGCAGAAGCGCGUCAAUCGAUACAACUUCCAGCUGAAACCGUACAAUCCGGAGCACAAACCGCCGGGCUCGAAGGACCUCGUCUACCUAGAACCGUCGCCCGGCUUCUGCGAGCGCAACCCGCGCCUCGGCAUCCAGGGCACGCAUGGGCGCCAGUGCAACGACACCUCGAUCGGGGUGGACGGGUGCGACCUGAUGUGCUGCGGGCGGGGCCACCGGACGCAGGAGGUGACGGUGGUGGAGCGCUGCUCCUGCACCUUCCACUGGUGCUGCGAGGUCAAGUGUAAGCUGUGUCGGGCGAAAAAGAUCAUCCACACGUGUCUGUAA
Molecule: messenger RNA, 1317 nt
Organism: Anopheles coustani
Lineage: Eukaryota; Metazoa; Arthropoda; Insecta; Diptera; Culicidae
Gene: wg
Product: protein Wnt-1
Exons: 5
Coding region: 16-1317 (433 amino acids)
Biological process (GO): multicellular organism development; neuron differentiation; cell fate commitment
Cellular component (GO): extracellular region
Molecular function (GO): frizzled binding; cytokine activity
Source: RefSeq, a predicted model, not a curated record